AUGGCAUCACGGCAUGCACUUAUUCUUGCCUUUACUCUGUGUUUAAGCUACGUAAGCGUAAGCAACGCAGAGUUAUUUCGAGGUCAGUUUCCAGAUGAUUUUAUAUGGGGCUGCGCAAGCUCCGCAUAUCAGAUUGAAGGUGCUUGGAAUAUUGAUGGUAAAGGCGUCAAUAUUUGGGACACGUUCACUCAUACACCAGGAAAUGUAUGGGGAAAUCAUACUGGAGACGUGGCAUGCGAUAGUUAUCACAAGUACAAGGAGGAUGUAAAGCUUCUCAAGUCUCUAG
Messenger RNA from Paramuricea clavata, 286 nucleotides. The record is from the annotation of a GenBank genome assembly. Lineage: Eukaryota; Metazoa; Cnidaria; Anthozoa; Malacalcyonacea; Plexauridae.